This is a messenger RNA of Fusarium venenatum, 819 nucleotides long. RefSeq lists its product as uncharacterized. The record is from RefSeq and is a predicted model, not a curated record. Lineage: Eukaryota; Fungi; Ascomycota; Sordariomycetes; Hypocreales; Nectriaceae.
AUGGCCACGCCAUCGCUACCCUGCGCGAACUGCCCUCCGGAUGGUAACGGUUGUCAGGAAGUAGGAAAGUCUAGCUGCAGCAAUUGCCGUCUCGUUGUAUACUGUGGUUCCGAGUGUCAGAAAGUCCACUGGCCUCUCCACAAAGUGGUUUGCAAGUCAUUCCUUGCCAAGGAAUACUGGAUUCCAGACUGGGCUCUUACGAACAGGACACCAGCUUUCGUUGGAGAAGGAAUAGGUGCCGACUUUAGAGGUAAAAAGUAUUUAUGGGGGAAUGUCCCGGCCCUUGAUGUUCUUCAACUUGGCUCGAACGAAGGAGACAAGUAUCAAGGCCAUCUGAGCCUAUUGUUUGCAGCUUCCGGUGACAUGCGAAAUGUUGUCAAGACUAUCGCUGAACUUCCUUCGACCUAUGAUCGGGACCUCGACAUUGUCAUGAAUGACCGCGAUCUCGAUGUAGUGGCACGUAAUGCUAUUCUGCUCCUUUUGGCGCUCACAGCCGAAGGAAAAGAUGAAACCAUCGAUUGCAUGAUCCACGUUUGGUACUCAGCCUUUAUCUGCAAGUCUGAUCUUGACAUUCUCCAUCACAGAGUACGCCCUCUCGUUGAGGUUGUUUGUGACAACAUCAAAGGUAAACCAGCCAAAACUAUUCUGGGAAAGACUUGGGCAUUUGGUCAACGGUCUUUGAGACUUGUCCUUGCGAAGUCGUCAUGGGAAGACAUCUUGAGCUUCAUGAAAGUUCCUGAUGGAUUGACGACUGAAAAGGCAAACACAAUACGUACUGAUGUCAUACUCGCCGAGUCGCGAGUCGAUUACCGGGACUGA